Molecule: messenger RNA, 782 nt
Organism: Vigna radiata var. radiata (mung bean)
Lineage: Eukaryota; Viridiplantae; Streptophyta; Magnoliopsida; Fabales; Fabaceae
Product: protein yippee-like At5g53940
Exons: 5
Coding region: 101-490 (129 amino acids)
Cellular component (GO): ubiquitin ligase complex
Source: RefSeq, a predicted model, not a curated record
GAGAAAGAGGCACUUGUAUUCUGUUCCCAUGAACCGCUAUGAGCAAUAGAAGCAAGUGACGGUGGUGACACAAGAAAACAACAGAGAAAGCAGAAAGAAUAUGGGUAGAUUCUUUGUGAUGGAGCUUGAGGGAAGGUCUUAUAGAUGCAAGUUUUGUAGUACUCACUUGGCCCUUGCAGAUGAUCUCAUUUCAAGGUCGUUUCAUUGCCGGAGGGGAAAAGCAUACCUAUUCAAUAACGUUGUCAACUUCACACUCGGAGCACCAGAAGAAAGGAUGAUGCUUUCAGGAUUACAUACUGUGGCAGAUAUCUUUUGCUGUUGUUGUGGUCAAAUAAUUGGCUGGAAAUACGAAUUUGCACACGAGAAGAGUCAAAAGUAUAAAGAAGGGAAGUUUGUUCUUGAAAGAGGAAGGAUAGUUGAUGAAGUUGAGUUCUCUACUGAAUUCUACAUCGAUAGUCGUGUCUGUGUGAGUGAUGGUGACGAGGCUUAAAAGAUAUGCUGCUGGACUUGUUCUGUAUAUGAUUAACAAUAAAGGUGACCCUUGAAAAAUGUUCAAGAUCAGGGAAGUCUCUCUUUUUUUCUUUUUUUUUUUCUAAUUUAUUUAUUUACGUGUGGUAUAUGAAAUGAGAGUUGCCAAUGGUGUAUGAACUGUGGAGAAAGAAAAAGAUGAAACAUUGAAAUGGUAGUUUUAGGUUUGCUGCAAAAUACUUGGAAUGAAUUAGUAUAGACCUUUUAAAAGACAUUAUAUUUUAGUAAUGAACUUGUUUGAAUUUUUCUCUGAA